This is a messenger RNA of Lacerta agilis (Sand lizard), 2760 nucleotides long. RefSeq names its product AFG3-like protein 1. The transcript is spliced from 17 exons. The record is from RefSeq and is a predicted model, not a curated record. Bases 16 to 2319 code for a protein of 767 amino acids. Gene Ontology annotation, biological process: mitochondrial protein processing; protein-containing complex assembly. Gene Ontology annotation, molecular function: zinc ion binding; ATP binding; metalloendopeptidase activity. Gene Ontology annotation, cellular component: membrane; m-AAA complex. Lineage: Eukaryota; Metazoa; Chordata; Lepidosauria; Squamata; Lacertidae.
AGUGAUAGGACAAUAAUGGCUCAUCGGCUGGCGGCGGCCGCUUUAUCGCCACCUUUGGCCGCAUUGUGGAGAGGCCACUGCCACAGCCGCGGACUUGCGAAGUUGGUUUCGGUCCGGCAGUGGUGUGAGAGAGGCCAUCCAGGAUGUGGCACGUCCUUCCAUCACUGGCUGUGCUCCAAGCCUCCUGAAGGCUUUGAGAAGAAAGAUGAAAAGAGACAGGGUCCAACAGAGGCAGCCCCUGAUAAUAAAGAGCCUCUUGGCUCCAAAAAUACCUGGGGAAGCAGUGGUGGAGAAGGCAAGAGAGGAAGGAAAGAUGAGGAUUUGGGGUGGUGGAAUCACAUGCAGAAGGGAGAGUUCCCUUGGGAUAAUAAGGACUCCCGGUACCUGAUGGUCAUGGGAGCUGGCAUCCUCACAGGGUUCUUCUACCUCUACUACCGAGAUCCAGGCAGAGAAAUCAGCUGGAAGCACUUUGUGCAUUACUACCUGGCCAAAGGACUGGUGGAUCGACUGGAAGUGGUGAACAAGCAGUUUGUCCGGGUGUUCCCAAUCCCUGGUGCCACCUCAGAGAAGCACAUCUGGUUCAAUAUUGGCAGUGUGGAUACCUUUGAACGAAACCUAGAGUCUGCUCAGCUGGAGCUGGGGAUCAGCAGUGCCCAACAAGUGUCUGUGGUCUACAGCACCGAGAGUGAUGGCUCCUUUCUCCUGAGCAUGGUGCCUAGCCUUCUGCUGUUGGGCUUCCUGCUGUUCACUCUGAGACGUGGACCAAUGGGAAGUGGGCGCGGAGGGCGAGGAGGAGGGAUCUUCAGUGUUGCAGAGACAACAGCAAAAGUCCUGAAGAACAACAUUGAAGUGCAGUUCAAGGAUGUGGCCGGCUGCGAAGAGGCCAAGCUGGAGAUCAUGGAGUUUGUGAAUUUCCUGAAGAAUCCGAAACAGUACCAAGAUCUCGGGGCCAAGAUUCCAAAGGGAGCGAUGCUCACGGGCCCCCCGGGCACAGGCAAAACCCUCUUGGCCAAAGCUACUGCGGGAGAAGCCAACGUCCCUUUCAUCACUGUGAACGGCUCUGAGUUCCUGGAAAUGUUUGUCGGAGUUGGGCCUGCAAGGGUUCGGGAUAUGUUUGCCUUGGCACGGAAGAAUGCCCCUUGCAUCCUCUUCAUUGAUGAGAUUGAUGCCGUUGGGAGGAAGCGGGGCCACGGGAACUUCGGGGGCCAGAGCGAGCAAGAGAACACACUCAACCAGCUGCUGGUGGAGAUGGAUGGGUUCAACAGCAGCACAAACGUCGUAGUACUUGCAGGCACAAACCGACCUGAUGUCUUGGACCCAGCGCUGAUGAGACCUGGACGCUUUGAUCGGCAGAUUUAUAUUGGCCCACCGGACAUCAAGGGCAGAGCAUCCAUCUUCAAAGUCCACCUCCGGCCUCUCAAAUUGGAUGCAGAUAUCAGCAGAGAUACUCUGGCUCGGAAGAUGGCAGCCCGGACCCCAGGAUUCACAGGUGCCGAUAUCUCCAACGUUUGCAAUGAGGCUGCCCUCAUUGCCGCACGACACGCCAGUCCCACUGUCAAUGAGAAGCACUUCGAACAGGCCAUUGAGAGAGUCAUUGGAGGGCUUGAGAAGAAGACCCAGGUCCUGCAGCCAAAUGAGAAGGCCGUUGUGGCUUACCAUGAAGCUGGGCACGCUGUGGUGGGCUGGUUCUUAAAGCACGCCGACCCUUUGCUCAAGGUCUCCAUCAUCCCCCGAGGCAAGGGCCUGGGCUAUGCGCAGUACCUGCCCCAGGAGCAGUUUCUCUACACCCGGGAGCAGCUUUUUGACCGCAUGUGCAUGAUGCUGGGGGGCCGCGUCGCCGAGCAGCUCUUCUUUGGCCGCAUCACAACCGGCGCCCAGGAUGACCUCCGGAAGGUGACGCAGAGCGCCUAUGCCCAGGUGGUGCAGUUUGGCAUGAGUGACAGGCUGGGUCAAGUCUCCUUCGACCUUCCGCGGCAGGGUGAUCUGAUGCCCGAGAAGCCUUACAGCGAAGCCACCGCUGAGCUGAUUGACGAAGAGGUGCGUGCCUUGAUCAACACGGCCUAUGAGAAGACCCUGGAGCUGCUGACUCAGUGCCGUGGCCACGUGGAGAAGGUAGGAAAGCGUCUCCUAGAGAAGGAAGUCCUGGAGAAGGCAGACAUGGUGGAGCUGUUGGGGCCCAGGCCCUUUGCAGAGAAAUCCACCUACGAGGAGUUUGUUGAGGGAACCGGGAGCUUGGAAGAAGACACCUCCCUCCCCGAGGGCUUGAAGAACUGGAAUCUUGAGCGGGAGAAGGAGAGAGCCCAGGAGAAUGCCUCUUAGGGAAAGCAUGGCCAGCCUGAAAAGAAACGCAUGGCACAUUGCCCAUUGGUCAAGCACUAAGGCCUGUUUCUUUGGCUGGGGGCAGCAUUGCCGAGAGACCAGCUGAGCCUCACUUUGCCAUGGAAUCAUGGAACACUGUCAGGCUCCCCUUCCACCAAAGGACCAGCAACAAUGUUCAAGGACCACUGUCUGCAGCAAGCAACCUUCUUCAGUUCUCCCCCUCCAGUGAAGGACAUGAACUGGGAUGGUUGCUUGGAGCAGAGAAAAGCAGGUGCCCUCUCCUGAACUGAUCACAAACAGCCUCUGUGCCUCCAGUAAACCCACCAGCCAUCUGAUGCACACAGACCCAGAGCAGACGAGGAGUAUCCUGUCCAGGAGACUGCUCUGCUCCAAGGGACCAAGGGCUGCCUUAUUAUGCUCAGUGCCUUCACUCCAGCUUCC